GCUUGUUCGAUACAUCCACUAUGUAUUCUGGCAGGCGCGGCAAAUAGCCAGUACGACCUUCGUGGAUGGACAUAGCUUUCUGGAUAGGCUUGCGGGCACUUCGGGUAGCCUGAGUUGGAGAGACAGAAUAAUUCCGGUCGACUUGCCAAAACCGUCACAUGGCAGCUGACGCCGGUCGCGAAGAGGGAUACGAAAUUCCUAUCCGGCUUCAAUCUCACACAGAAUGUCUUGAGAAGCUGUUCUUGCCAGGCAGUCGUGCUACUCCAUUUACGAAUCAGGGCCAAGCUUGCGGCCAGCAGGGACAGGACGUCAACCCGCUGCCAGGACAGCAGCCUCGCCUCUUUCCCCCGACCGUGCAGACGCUGCGUAGCCAGCUGACACAGCUGCAGCAGCAGAGGCGUGCGAAGCAGCGGCAGCAGAUCACACUGGAUGCGAAUCCUGUCCGCUUUGACGUGCCACGGGUGGUUCAGGAGCAGCUGCAGGGGAGCAGUGCGGACGCCCACAGGACCCUUCAGCUCGUUGGCGGCAGCGCUUUGCCUGCAAAUGUGGCCUCCACUCUUUGUCGCCGGGAUCGGGGCGGUGGUGUGCUGGUGCCCCUCAGGAUGUUGGCCUCCCUGGUGAUCACUGAUGGCGCCGCUGGAGCUCCUCUGGACGCCGGUGAGGCUGGCCAGGCAGCCGAAGCCGCAGCAGCUGCUGCACAGCCCCGCCAGCAGCAGGAGCAGCAGGAGCGUGAAGCUGGCGUCCUGGAGCAGGACGAGCAGCGGCACCCACAGGCCCAGCGGCCUCGGGCACAAUCGCUGCCAAGUAUUGGGCGCACCAGAAGCGGCGAUUCGGUGUCGGUGCCGCAUCAGCAGCCACCCGUGGGCGAGGGGCCUCACCAGCAGCAGCAGCAGCAGAUCCCCCCGCAGAACCACCCUCCCGAGCCCCAGGCUGUAGCCGCUGGGUCCCUCCAGCAGGGGGCCGCUCCAGGUGCGGCUCCCGCUGACCAGAUAGAACACCAGAUGGACGCCACCGCAGCCGGCUUGGAGGGGCAAGCGCCCGAGGAUGGGGCCGUACGGCAGCCCAUCGGGGCAAACAACACAGCGGGCUCCCAGCAGCCGCAGGGGGGCCAUGCACCCCCGCAAGCCUUGGCUCCCAGCCUGCACCGCAUGUCUAAUCCCUCACCCGCAGGCAGCCGCAGCCCACUAGCUUCCGCGCCGCUGUCAGCCGAGCACACCUUCCUUGACUCGUCGCAGCGGUAUGAGCGCGAGGAGCAGCCGCCUGAGCUGUAUCAACCUGAGCAGCAGCAGAGUCCAUUGGUUGAGGACUUUGGCGAGAACGCGGGCACAGCUGCCACCGCAGGUAACACGGUACCAGACGAUGAUGAAGGAGACGGGGCCAUGCUUAUUGAUAUGGGUUCGUCCGACCGUACCCCGGAGGGUGCGCUGCUUCCGACCCCGGAGCGGCCGCGAGGAGCGGUUGCCGCCAGCGGUUGGGACGAGCUGCGGGGCCUGGGCAUGCCUGCAGACAACGAACUGGCAGGCGGCGGCAGUGCUGGUGGUGGCGUUGCAGGGGCGCUGGCACUGCUGUCCCCACCUCCGCUAGACACUGCAGCGAUUACGGACACGGACAUCAGUCCAGACAUGGCCGCACCGGGGCAGCUGCCAUCCCCGCAGCAACCGCAGGAGCUGUUGGAUGAUGUGAUGGGCGAGGCUGAGCAGCCGGGUGCUGGUGGGGCAGCGGCUGAGGUUGGGGCUGGGGCGGCGGUGGAGAGCAACCGACUGGAGUCCCGGCAAGCGGCGGCAGGGCUGGGUGAGGGAGCUGGCGUGGAUGUGGCUGCGGACGAGGGCUUUGACGCGGAUGAUGAGGGUGAAGCGGCACGACGUGAGGAACGUGCACGCGCUCCGACCCGUGCGGGAGCCCGAGGCCGCCACCUGCCUGGUCUCUCCUCCGAGCUUCCCUGGCACGGCACCCCGCUGGCGGCGCACGCCAUGAGCGACCUCAUACCCGGAGCCGCAGUCGCCACGUCCGGUCCCUCGCUGACCCUGCAUCCGCUGCCAACCUCAGCGCCUCGCCCGCAUGGCCCGCAUGGCCCGGAGCUCGAUCCUGUCUUGGUGGAGCUGCUGAAGCUCAAAUGCGCGUUGCGGCGGGCCGUACAGGGUCAAGACACGCACGCCAUGGGGCUCAUUCUGUCGCUGCUGGCGGCGCUGCCGGCCUCGCCGCAGCUGCUGGCACACAGCCAGAUCGUUGCGCUGGUAGCGCCGCUGAAGCAGCACGCAAACGAGCAAGUGGCGGCUGCGGCGCGGCAUCUGCUGUCUUUCUGGAAGACAUCCCUCAAGCUAGCUGCGAAGAGGGCUGCAUACAGCGCUGCUCCUUCCCAGGGCAUCCCACAGGGCGGCGCUGGCAGGUCAGCUGCGGCAGGGGCGGCCGCUGCUGCCACCUCGCGUGACGCCGCUGGUGUCCCUCAGCCUCAACCCCAGCCCCGCAGCGGCCUGGCUCAAGGUCGACAUGCGCCAGGCUGGCUUGCUGUGUCGCGGUCGGGGCAGGACGUGGCAUCACUGGGGCGCGAGGAGGCCCAGGACUCCGAUGUCGCCAUGAGGGAUCAGGCGGAUCAACAGCAGCAGGAGAAGGAGCAUCAGCAGUGCGCAGGGCUGGAUGAGCGUUGCCUUGCACUUGGCCAAGCAGACGAUAUGGCAGAAGACUUGCUUAUUGAGACGGGCGGCUCACAGCCAGCGUGCCAACUGGUUUCCCCGCGGCUCCCGCCGAUGGCGCUGCAGCCCAGUCCUGGCGGGCAGCUGCCCCUUGUGGGUCUUGGAACAAGCGGAACCGGGCUUGGAGGCGACAGCGGUUCCACUCGUGUGUGCUCCGGCUGCUCUCCGUCAGACUCGCGAACCGUGACGGACGUGGAAGUUGACGUCCGCAGUAGCGACGAGGAAGCGGCCGACGAGGGACUUGCAGCCGCUGAAAGUGCUCUAGCUGCUGGUGGCAUUAUCACAGACGCCGGCUUGCUGUGCGAAAGGGGGCACGGCCGCAGCACGCCGGGGGCCGCAACGUCUUGCUUGCCCCUGCGCAACCCCUCGGUUGCGGUGACAGGGCCUGCGACAGCAAACUUUCCCCUCCUGUCCCACGUACAACCGAACUUGCAUGGAGCCGAUACCGGUGGAUUUUGCAUGGUACCGGUCACGGCCCUGGCCCCAGCAGUGUCGCUGCCACAGCCGGUUCCGCGCGCGCCCCUGCCAGCGACCCCGAGGGAACUCACCGCAGCUCGGACAGCAGCAGCUGUCACCGCAGGAGCUCCGGCCUGUCCGCCUGGGAGGCCAGCUCCGAGCAGCAUUCAGGGAACAGGUGGAGGCGGAGGCGCGGGCGGGCGUAACGUGUGCAGUGGCGGCGUCCUGCCGACGCCGUCCUGGAAGACCUCAGCCUGCACGCUGCCACGGCAUCCGCACCCAGAAGCCGGUGCAGGGUUGCAGGCGGCAGCUGCGCCCUUGGGGUCUGCUGCGGUGACGACAGCGCCGUUGGUGCUGGCGCAGCCCACUCGGCAGCCCCCAGCAGGGCGUAAACGCAAACUGGAGCGGCAGGUCUCCCGUCGGCGUUGCGGCAGCACUGGCAGGCGCGCAUGCCCCGUCCUAAGUACCGGACAAACACCAGACACACCAGGUGCUCUUUGCUGCGGUGAGCAGGCGUCAACCCCAGUACAUGGCUCCGCCGCCGCUCAUAGGGCGCCCGGCCGCGCCAGCUUGGUGGGCCUGCAUGCGCCCCUCAACAAGCGGCAGAGGUACCUCUCAGGAGGGCCGGCGGGCGCGCACGGCACGGCGGCGCAGUUACGGAAGGUGUCACACUUGCUCGGCAGUCUCGACUUGGGCAGCGGCUGCGAGGCGGGCAACGAGGCAUGGGAUGAGGAGGCGCUGGAGGCAAUGGAGGGAGACGUGGAGGCUGAUGCCGACUUGGGCAGCCAGGACGAGGCGGCGAUGCUGACGUCAGAGGACGACACGCAGCCGCUUAGCGCUGACGCUGGCGCCAGCGUGCCGGCGGCAAACGCAGGCGGUGGUGGGAAUCGCUUCGGCAUUCGGGAGGGUGCGGGGCCCGCAGUCCUGCCCCUGACAUCUCCAGGAGGAGGUGCAUUGCAUGGAAGCCUUGGCAGCAACAUGGACAACCAGGACCAGGCCAGAGGGCCCGCUGCUGAGGAGUUGCUGUUUACCGCUAGCCCUAGAGCAGGGGCGCAGGACUGGGGUCUGGUGUCUGGUCACGGCGGAGGGGUUACUGACCGCGGUCCUGAGCUUGCUGCUGCAUUGGAGGGCCAGCAACCUGGUCCGAGCAGCCCGCGGCAAUCCACGGCGUUGAGACGCGCUUACCUUGCACUGCAUGGCGACGACGGCAAUGGCACCAACAUCGGCGCUGAAGCAGAGGCGGCAGCUGGGCAAGCCGUCGCGCAGAUGGUGCCUUCCGUGGCUAAUUGACCGUCCAGGAGAAUCCUGCAUGUGUGCUGCGAAGCAGCUCUGUACAAAGGCGGCAGGUGGUUGGCUUACUGUAUUUCAUUCUAUUCUCUCCGUUUUAGCGUGCCUUCGGCUUGUUGGCUAGUGAUGUGACUUGCGUAUCUGCAGCGCUUGAC
This is a messenger RNA of Astrephomene gubernaculifera, 4588 nucleotides long. The record is from the annotation of a GenBank genome assembly. Lineage: Eukaryota; Viridiplantae; Chlorophyta; Chlorophyceae; Chlamydomonadales; Astrephomenaceae.